AUGUUCGCGCCGGAAAGGAAUCCAAGUGACUGCGCAUCAAUAGUGGUGCCUUGCCUGAUCGAGUUGUGCAAGGAUGCGGAAUCUGGCACACGAGAAGCUGCAUUGAAUACCAUUGCCCAGUGCAUACCAUUUCUUUCAAAAGAUAAUCGAAAAAAUUCGAUUCUUCCGCUUCUUAAAAAAUGUGCCGAACAAGCGAUUGUGGCACAAGACGAAACGCUUGGCGUAGUUGCUCGAAAUCUUGGCCAGUGGUUGUUUUCUCUAAAGGAUGUACUGACAGCGAAGGAGAGCGCCUGGUUCCUGGAGAUCUAUGUACGUAUCGCUAGCUUAGGGCGAGCAUUCUUGACAUCAGAUGGCGCCUCGUCCAACAUUCAGAUCGCCACGCGGCGCAUGUCUGCUUACAAUUUCCCAUGCAUAGUGUUGGCGUAUGGCGAAGAUUGCUUUAAAGAUCGUUUGUUACCGAUUUUGGAAGGGUUUUGUUCGGAUCCAGAUGAUGAUGUUCGAUCUGCAACUGCCGCUGGCUUCCAUGAGAUAGUGAAGUUGCUGCCGAAUGAACCGUCGCUGAUUGCGCCGUUUACUGAGCUGAUACGCGGAAGUAGCGCUGAGGUUGUUGGGCACUUGAUGAACGGACUGGAUCGUAUCCUUCCAGCUCUUUAUAGCUGUGUUUCUGGACAAAAUAAUUCUGUAAGAAAAUAG
This is a messenger RNA of Gongylonema pulchrum, 693 nucleotides long. The record is from the annotation of a GenBank genome assembly. NCBI's taxonomy places the organism in Eukaryota, Metazoa, Nematoda, Chromadorea, Rhabditida, Gongylonematidae.